AUGUGGGAAGGCAGGCUGGGGCUCCUCCUCUCACCCUCCGCCAGGAAUCGGGUAGGAGGGAGUGGUUCUGCCUUGGGAGGGGCUGGUGGCCCAGGUGUGGCCUGGCUGUGCCUCCUUUCUGUGUCUCCGCUCCGUCUGGAGCCAGAGCCUGGAAGACCUUGGAGGACCUCAUCUUUCACCAUGGCGUUAGAAACAGCCUGCCACCCCUUGGGAAAGAGACCCUGCGAGAUGCAAGCAUUCAGGAUCUGGGAUGUCAACCAGAAGAUCUUCUACCUGAGGAAUAACCAAUUAGUUGCUGGAUACUUGCAAGGGCAAAAUACUAAAUUAGAAGAGAAGAUAGAUGUGGUACCCAUCGAACCCCAUACUAUGUUCCUGGGGAUCCAUGGGGGGAAGCUGUGCCUGGCCUGCGUCAAAUCUGGAGAUGAGAUCAAGCUCAAGUUAGAGGCUGUGAACAUCACCGACUUAAACCAGAACAGGGAGCAGGACAAGCGUUUUGCCUUCAUCCGCUCCGACAAUGGCCCCACCACCAGCUUCGAGUCGGCCGCCUGUCCCGGCUGGUUCCUCUGCACAUCGCUGGAGGCUGACCAGCCGGUGGGCCUCACCAAUAAGCCCACAGAGGCCAUCAAGGUCACCAAGUUCUACUUCCAGCAGGACUAA
Molecule: messenger RNA, 657 nt
Organism: Rangifer tarandus platyrhynchus (Svalbard reindeer)
Lineage: Eukaryota; Metazoa; Chordata; Mammalia; Artiodactyla; Cervidae
Source: the annotation of a GenBank genome assembly